This is a messenger RNA of Rotaria sp. Silwood1, 1557 nucleotides long. The record is from the annotation of a GenBank genome assembly. NCBI's taxonomy places the organism in Eukaryota, Metazoa, Rotifera, Eurotatoria, Philodinida, Philodinidae.
AUGACAAUAAUAAAUACAUCAAAUUCAUCAUCAAUCAUUAUUUUAAUUUUAAUUGGAAUUUGUCUUAGUCUUAUUGCAUUAAUAACUGCACUUGGAAAUAUAAUUGUACUUUUAGCUUUUUAUUGUGACAAAAAUUUGCGAACAAUCAAUGAUUAUUUUAUAUUAAAUAUGGCAAUAGCGGAUUUUCUUGUUGGCUCUUUCUGUAUUCCAUUUUAUAUUCCAUUCAGUAUGACACAGUUAUGGCCAUAUGGAAGUCUUUUUUGUAAAAUAUGGGUUACAAUUGAUGAUGUUGCAACAAUGACUAGUGUUAUUAAUAUAGUAGCAAUUAGUAUUAACCGUUAUUGGCCAAUAGCUUAUCCUAUAUCAUAUCGAAAAUAUGUGAAACAACAUUUUGUUUAUUUAGUAAUGGGAGCUAUAUGGUGUUUUUCUUUUAUUAAUUUUGCUCCGGGUAUUUGGUUAUUAAAUUUAUUUAAUAAUAAUAAUAUAACACGUAGUGAUUGUUCAGGUGAUUAUAAUCGUUCAUUUGUAUAUAUGUUAAUAGCACAAUUCAAUUAUUUUAUUUGGCCAUUUAUUGUUUUAUGUGUUCUUAAUAUGUUAAUAAUGUUAAAUAUACGGAAACGAAGUCGAAAAAUGAAUCGUCUUAUGUCAUUUAAUCAAUAUGCAAAAAAUCGAGAACGAAAUAUUGGUUCAUCAUCAUUAGUAACAAGUAAAGAUACAGAUGAUGAUCAACAUUUGUCAAUAUUAUCUAAAAAUAAAAUAAAUUUAAUUGAAUGUUAUCCAUCAAAAAUAACUAAAGAAGAAAAUGAAAAUAUUGAUAAAUUUAUUCGUGUUCAAUUAUCUUCUUCAAAUAAAAAUCUUUCAAAUUUAUUUAAUCAAAAUAAUAAAUCAUCAAAUAAUUGUCAACAUACAAUUACACAUUUACCAUCACUUAUUUCUUCAUAUUCAACAAUUAUUCAAAAACAAUCUUCAACUAUGUAUGUUUAUUAUUUCUUUAUUUUUUUGUUUGAUUUUAGUACAAAUUCAUCUGUAAAUCGUUGUUGUUAUAGAAAUGAAAAAGAUUCAAAAGAAACUUGUAAAUCAUCAUCAAUGUUAUAUUUAUCAAGAAAAUGUGCAAGUGUUAAUUUUUCUUCUUCAUAUGAUUAUCGUAGUGAUUCAUUUAUUGACUAUCGAAUUGAAAGUGAAACUGAAGUAUCAAGAUCGAUAAUAAAUGAAUUACGUUCACAAAAUCAUUUAAAUAAUAAUAAAAAAUAUAAAAGAAAUCGUCAAUAUGAUUCAAGAAUUAUUCGAGAUCGUAAAGCAGCACGUUCUUUAUUUAUUCUUGUUAUUGUUUUUCUUAUAUUUUUAUUUCCAUAUGUUAUUUGUGCAAUAGCUUUAACAGCUAAUGCAAAUAUAUCUGGAAUUAUAUUUGAAAUAUCAUUUUGGCUUUUAUGGUUAAAUUCAACAUGUAAUCCAUUUCUUUAUCCAUUUAUACAAAUAAAAUAUCGACAUGCUUAUAUGAAAUUAUUUCAAUCUUGCUUAAAAUAUAUUACAUUUUCACGAUCAAAUCAUUCUUUUUAA